Messenger RNA from Balaenoptera musculus (blue whale), 1610 nucleotides. RefSeq names its product fibronectin type III domain containing 4 (gene FNDC4). Bases 341 to 1033 code for a protein of 230 amino acids. The record is from RefSeq and is a predicted model, not a curated record. The transcript is spliced from 7 exons. Lineage: Eukaryota; Metazoa; Chordata; Mammalia; Artiodactyla; Balaenopteridae. Gene Ontology annotation, molecular function: protein binding.
AUCUGCUGCAGGGGCCGGCGGAGGCAGCCGCACCGCCUCCCGCCCCGGAGACCCAGGCCAGCCUCCGGGCCGCGCCGGCACCGCCCCCUGCUCCCGGACAGACUGCGCGGCCGGUCGGAGCUCGGGGGGCUUCGCGGCCCCGCGGCCCGCGCCCGCUACGCGUCCGCCCUCUGCCCGCAGCUCGGUCCAGCGCCGCCCGCCUCGCCGGGCCCGCGCCGGGAUGGGGUAGGGACAGCGCCACGGAGUCGGGCGAUGGGCCGCCCUCUGGGCACCGAGCAGCCUCCCGAGGCCUGAGCGACCGCGAGGACCGGCGGAGGAGCCCCGCCUGGAUGUCAAACGGAUGCCCCAGUGCCUCCCAGCGGACUCGGUGGGGACCAUGGCUUCGCUAAUGCCCCUCUCCCCAUAUCUAAGCCCCACUGUCCUCCUGCUGGUCAGUUGUGACCUGGGCUUUGUACGAGCAGACCGGCCUCCCUCUCCUGUGAAUGUGACAGUCACUCACCUCAGAGCCAACUCGGCCACUGUGUCUUGGGACGUCCCAGAAGGCAACAUCGUCAUUGGCUACUCCAUUUCCCAGCAACGACAGAAUGGACCGGGGCAACGUGUGAUCCGGGAGGUGAACACCACCACUCGGGCCUGUGCCCUCUGGGGCCUGGCUGAAGACAGUGACUACACAGUGCAGGUCAGGAGCAUCGGCCUUCGGGGAGAAAGCCCCCCAGGGCCGCGGGUGCACUUCCGGACUCUCAAGGGUUCUGACCGGCUACCCUCAAACAGCUCGAGCCCAGGUGACAUCACAGUGGAGGGUCUGGAUGGAGAGCGACCUCUGCAGACGGGGGAAGUGGUCAUCAUUGUGGUGGUGUUGCUCAUGUGGGCUGCUGUAAUUGGGCUAUUCUGCCGUCAGUAUGACAUCAUCAAGGACAAUGACUCCAACAAUAACCCCAAGGAGAAGGGGAAGGGACCGGAACAGAGUCCUCAGGGAAGGCCAGUGGGGACAAGACAGAAAAACUCACCAUCCAUCAACACCAUUGACGUAUGAGUGAAGAAACAGAACCAGAAGACAGAUGCACUAACAUCCUGGGGAUGGGGAUGGGGUCAGGGAGAGCCCAAGAUGGUGAUUUGCCCAAGACUGAAGGAUCCCACCGUCUCCCAGAGGGUAAUGACACUCCCACAAUCUCAGGCCUGGUAUCCAUUCUCUUUCCACUGUGAGCAGGGCCAGAAGGUAGGUCUGUUAGGGUCUGAGCCCCUGGACCUGGGGAGUGGAUAUCAGAUGGGAUAUGUCCUUCCAUCCCCCAGGUCCAGGAGAGAGUCACUUGUUCAACCCUAUCCCAUUAGGUCCCAAAUGGGGCCCCCAUUUCACCUGUGUCAGGACCCUUGGCAUCCCCAGCUGCCCCCACGUCUUGCCUCUGGGUCUCAGAGAGGAGUGUUUCUGUGGGUACUCCACCUCCCCCAGCAAAUAAAAGGAAUUGUCUGGGCCUGGAGGCAGAUGCUGCACUGCACUACUCCAAUGUCUUCCAUGGAGCCUCAGGUGCUCCCCCUCUCACCUGGCAGCCCCUUCAGCUGCUGGUGAUCUCACCCCUUGGACAUUUUUCCAAUAAAGUUUCUUGGACAAACUG